AUGAAUCCACCGGGGUCCCCAGGGGUCCUGGAGCAGAAUGUGGACGAGCACUUGACCACCCCGAUGCUCGGGCCCUCGGUACAUUCUGAUAACCCUCAGGAGCGGAUCCAGGCCCGGCGCCUCCGCAUUGCCGCGCGCCUGGAAGCCCGGAGGCGGGAAGCACUUGGAGAAUAUUUAGAUGGGAAGAAGGAGAGUGAGGAAGAUCAAAGCAAGAGCCACAAACAGAAAGAAGAAAGCAGAUUGAAAUUGGCUAAACUGCUGCUCUGUGGCACGGAAUUUGUGACAAAUAUCCAAGUGGCUACAGAUAUCAGAGAGAUCCACAGGAGAGUUGAAGAAGAGGAGAUAAAGCGUCAGAGAAUUGAGAAACUGGAGAAUGAGGUUAAGACCAGCCAGGACAAAUUUGAUGAAAUCACUGCAAAGUGGGAGGAGGGCAAACAGAAGAGUAUUCCCCAGGACCUGUGGGACGUGCUCAACACUCAGCAGCUGCACUGUGCUGGGCUGAUAGAAGACAAAAACAAGCUUAUCAGCGAGUUACAGCAGGAGUUAAAAACAAAGGAUGACCAGUAUGUGAAGGAUUUGAAGAAACAGUCAGAUGACAUCUGCCUGCUUCUGGAGAGGAUGGAGGAACAAGUGAAGAAUGUAACGAAAAGCUUCCGUCAGGAGCUCCAUCACAUUGAGAAAGCAUUUGAGGUGGAACGACAAGAGCUACUGACCAGUAAUAAGAAGAAAUGGGAGCGGGCACUGCAGGCCCACAAUGCCAAAGAGCUGGAGUAUCUUAUCAACCGCAUUAAGAAAGCAGACGAGUAUGAGAAGCAGCUGAACAAGCAGAGGAUCUGGGAUUGUGAAGAGUACAACAUGAUUAAGAUCAAGCUGGAGCAGGAUGUGCAGAUUCUCGAGCAACAGCUUCAGCAUAUGAAAGCAACUUAUCAGCUAAACCAAGAGAAGUUAGAGUACAACUUCCAGGUGCUGAAGAAGAGAGAUGAGGAAAGCACAGUGAUUAAAUCCCAGCAGAAGAGGAAGAUCAAUCGCCUGCACGACAUACUCAACAAUCUGAGAUCAAAAUAUGCCAAGCAGAUAAAACAGUUUCAGGAGGAGAACCAGUCUCUAACCUCAGACUACAAGCGUCUUGUGAUGCAAUUCAAAGAGCUACAGAAAGCCAUGAGGCACUUUGCUCUUAUUGAUGAUGAGAAGUUUCGGGAGAUUUGGCUGAUGAAUGAAGAGGAAGCAAAGGAUCUCAUAGGCAGAGCCCUCGAUGUAGACAGGAUCAUCCAUACUCAUCAUCUGGGACUCCCCUGGACGGCGCCUGACUUCUGGUUCCUGAAGAAUGUGGGGCCGAUUUCUCAGCAGCAGCGGAAGUCCGCCACGCAAAUAGUAGAAGAAGUGCUGAUGCAAACAGAAGAGGAGGGGGUAGAAGAGGCUGCCUCAGAAUCAGAAUCUUACCUGGACCUGCCAAAGCAAGUUUCAGCAAAAACUACCAGAAAGAUCCUGAUGCUCCUGUGUGAUGAGUCGGGUUUCCUCAUAGAGAACAAGCUGCUGAGCCUGCUCCUUCCCCUGGAGAAGAGCGAGUGCUACCUGCUGAGGCUGGAUGCCAUCUUCUCAGCCCUCGGAAUUGAAAGUGAGGAUGACUUGUAUAAGCUGGUGAACUUCUUCCUUAAAUACCGAGCUCAUCUUUCAUCCUCCAGCCAGAUCACCACUGGGAAUCCAGCAACUGUGGAGAAGACAAGCUUGGUGUUGGCGUUGGAGCUGGCAGCACAGACAGAGCUGGAGGGAGGAAAGGAGGAAAGCCUCAUGGAUGGGGAGCCGGAGGAGGAGGGGGAGCCGGAGGAGAAGGUGGAGCAGGAAAAAGAGAUCCCACCUUCUCCCAGGCUCAUCCACCCCAAUGACGUCCUCAAGAUUCUGGAGGCCUUUGUCAAGGGUCUGAAGAAGCCCAGGGAGUUUCGGGCACCACUGAGAGUGCUGAAGGGCGUGCGAGAUGACUCAAAGGACUCUGAGUACUGGAAGGCCCUGACCACGGUUAUCCCCUCUGCCAAGCAGAGCCUCUGGGAUGCUCUCUACACAGCCUUGGAGAAGUACCACCAUGUCCUGACCCAGAGGGCCAAUCUGCUGAUGGAAAACGAGUCUCUGGAGCAGCAGAACACAGAGCUCCAGAUGCUGCUGCAGCAGUAUCUGGACUCCAAGAUAAACUCUGAACUGCAAGUUCCUCCAACUCAGGUGUUCCGGGUCCCCACAAAACAGAGCCGGACCCUAGAAAGCUGA
Molecule: messenger RNA, 2256 nt
Organism: Cynocephalus volans (Philippine flying lemur)
Lineage: Eukaryota; Metazoa; Chordata; Mammalia; Dermoptera; Cynocephalidae
Gene: DRC1
Product: dynein regulatory complex subunit 1
Exons: 17
Coding region: 1-2256 (751 amino acids)
Biological process (GO): cilium-dependent cell motility; regulation of cilium movement; axonemal dynein complex assembly
Cellular component (GO): axoneme; axonemal dynein complex
Source: RefSeq, a predicted model, not a curated record